GACGAGAAAUCCGAUCGAUGGAGGAGGGUAUUUAAACUUCUCCACGAUCCAGGAUUCUGCAUUGAAUCAGUCGAGAUGGAAGCUUUACAAUGAACCUGAACCCGAGUCCAAACUCUGGACCGGCUGAAGCUGACCUCACAGCAGAGAAAUUCUUGAGCUCCACUGGACUUCGAAUAUCUGCAGAGCUUCAGCUAACGAAAUCGGGGUAGUGAAUUCUCGAGCUGCAGCGAAGACUCUUCAGCGAUGCACUCGACUAAAGAAGGGACCUCGGGAAGCAGGGGAGGCCUCAUGGAGAUGGUCUCACUUACAGUACCUCAAUCUUCCAGCAGCAAUUCAGCGAGAAUGGCCGGGCAAAUCUCACAGAGAGCACGGAGAAGAAGCGGUACAGUAGCACUCGUUUUCAGUUGCUGUGUUGUUGCAGUAGUUCUAUGCAUGGUGUUCCUCGUAUCGCCUCAGUCUGCAACGGGAACUCAGGAUUCCUCUGAAGCCUCUGAAGCUGUCGUCCACAAUCAUCAUCAUCAUCAUGGGGUUAGCUUUCAAGAAGUCAAACAUCGACCCAGUGGUGUACAUGCCGAUGAUCAACAGUGGGGAGAAUCGAAAGCCACUUACCAGGCUACCAUGAACCAGUCGCUCCCUUACCGUACUGCGUUUCAUUUCCAGCCCACCAAAAACUGGAUGAAUGAUCCCAACGGAAUGAUGUAUUACAAGGGGUGGUAUCAUCUGUUCUACCAGUACAAUCCUUACGGUGCACUGUGGGGCAAUAUCGUAUGGGGGCAUGCUGUGUCCAAGGAUCUCGUCCAUUGGAAGUACGUGGACGACGAUGCCAUCGUCGGAGGUCCCAAGUGGUAUGAUCUGCUGGGAGCAUGGUCCGGUUCGACCACAUUUCUAGAAGAUGGUACUCCAGCUCUUUUGUACACAGGGUGGUCGAAUGUGUCCUCUGUCGUACAAAUUCAGACGCAGAAUUUGGCACUUCCCGUGGACAAAGAGGACCCUCUGCUGAGAAAAUGGUACAAAUCCGAGGCCAAUCCGGUCAUGGUGGCCGAGCCAUGGAUGGAUGCGACCAAAUACAGGGAUCCGACCGAGGCAUGGAAAGGAAAGGACGGACUCUGGAGGACGCUCAUCGGAGCCAGGCUGACAGACAACGUCACAGGCACAUCGCACCUCUACAAGAGCAAGGAUUUUGUCAACUGGACGUAUUCGCACGACAUCCACAUGAUCAAUGGGACGGGAAUGUGGGAGUGUCCGGAUUUCUUCCCAGUGGCGCUGAAGGGGAAGAGCGGCCUGGACGUGUCGGUCAGCAAUGGCAUGGUGAAGCACGUAAUGAAGGUCAGCCUCGACAACAACAAGCACGACUACUACUCGGUGGGCACCUACAACGAGCAGACGGAUGAGUUCAAGGGCGACAGUCCGAGCAUCGAGGUCGGGAUCGGAUUGCGCUACGACUACGGGAAGUUCUACGCAUCCAAAACCUUCUUCGACAAGAAGACGAACAGGCGCAUCCUCUGGGGCUGGUGCAACGAGUCCGACAGCGAUAACGAUGCGCUCACGAGCAAGGGCUGGUCCGGGAUCCAGGCGCUGCCCAGGCAAAUCUGGCUCGACCCGGCCACGCAAGUGGACCUGAUCCAGGUGCCCGUGGAGGAGGUCGACGGCUUGCACAGGGACAAGGUGAGCAGGAACGGAUUCACGCUCACAGCAGGCGCCGUCAUGCCGAUGCCCGGAGUGCACGGGCCGCAGCUCGACAUCCAGAUCAAAUUCCUCAAGCCCAAGCUCGAGCAAUCGAACGCGCUCUUCGAGGGGUCGGAUGUGGCCGCGCUCGAAGCGCAGCUGACCUGCAGCCGCACGGGCGCGGCGCACCGUGGCUACCUGGGCCCAUUCGGCGUGCUGGUGCUGGCGGACGAGCAGCUGCAGGAGCAGACGGCGGUGUUCUUCUACCUGCAGGUGCUCAAGGACGGGACGUGGAAGGGCCUGAUCUGCAGCGACCAGAGCAGAUCGUCCAUGCAGGACGACGUCGACAAGACGGUGUACGGGACUUACGUGCGCGUGCUCGAGAGCGAGAAGUACCUGAGCAUGCGCACGAUCGUCGACCACUCGGUGGUCGAGACCUUCGCCCAGGGCGGCCGCACCGUGGUCACCUCGCGCGUCUACCCGACCGUGGCCGUCGACCAGGCGGCGCACUUCUUCCUCUUCAACAAUGGCUCGCAGGAUGUUCAGGUCCACAGUUUCAACGCCUGGCGCAUGGAGUCUGUGCACAUGGAGCAACUGCAAUUUUGAGGCGGCCGCCCGGUGAGUGUAUCGAUAGGUUCGUGGUUCGAGGGCUCGGAAGAGGUGCGGCAGCAGCAGCAGCAGCGUAGGUUAGAAAUUGUCGUCGAGAUUUGAGCGCUGAUUCACUUCUGUUGAUUAGGUGUGUACAUAUUCGGGUGGCAUGGGAUUGGCGGUCGUAAGAGGCAGUGUAAUUCUCACGGAGUGGAUCGAUUCCUUCUUGUACAAUUGUUGGCUGGAUCGCCCGCCUGUCUGAUCGAUUGAUUGUGGUCUAUUUCAUCAUCAAUAAACACAUUCUCACAAGAGGGGUAUGAGAUUGAACAUUUUCUUCAAUCUCAUUUUGUUCAUUUUGUACAUUUUGUAAGUCGGUAGCCGAGGGAAGCUUCCUUGUCGUGCUCGGUUUAGGAACGGCAUCAACUUGCCCCGUCAACUUGUCGUCCGUGUAGUGAGGAUGCGAAAUGUCACAGCAACUUUCACGGCAUGCGUUCCAUGGCCCAUCAUCUUAUGGACCUCUGUCAGCGGAACGACCAAAUUUUCCAUUUGAUCGGUAAUUGCUAGCGGAACAUCACUUCGAGCGGUUGACAGAGGUGUGGAGCCGGGGACUCCAAUCCUCAAUCAUGGUACUUGUCUGCCGAUGCGUAAUGUCUCGUGCAAAAGUUUGAUUGUAAAUAUCUAGGCAGUGGAAUUCACGAGGCUAGGGCUGACGUCCUACAGGACGCAUCCAAACUUCAUAUGAAUGCGUCUCCUGCCAAUCUCAGGUUCCGAAAACUCGGUGGCUGCGACAUUUUUAGUGUGUUGUAUAUUUACAGUAACGACGACCUCACCACGUCGGGCGCCAAGAUUCUGGGUCACCACCCAGAAUCAUUUCAAAGUCUUGUGAGAUUCGAUCUCCGGAUACCUGUGAGUAAACCGUC
Messenger RNA from Marchantia polymorpha subsp. ruderalis, 3173 nucleotides. Lineage: Eukaryota; Viridiplantae; Streptophyta; Marchantiopsida; Marchantiales; Marchantiaceae. The record is from the annotation of a GenBank genome assembly.